Cylindrotheca closterium is the source of this 2199-nucleotide messenger RNA. The record is from the annotation of a GenBank genome assembly. NCBI's taxonomy places the organism in Eukaryota, Bacillariophyta, Bacillariophyceae, Bacillariales, Bacillariaceae.
AUGCGUGAAGUAUUGCAUAGCGUGAAGGAGACACUGAACAAUGGAACAGUCCUGGUUUUCCUUCUGCUUUCUGCUUUGCUGGCAAUGGCGGGGCAGUCGGAGACGAGACUGUUUGGUCAAUACCUUUCUCGUCCCAAUCACUAUGCGGACGGUGCUAACAUUCCAGUUUGGAUUCUUCCAAUGACAUCCUUUGAUUCUCAAGUCUCACUCCCCUAUGAUGAAUCUCUCUUUUGUACCACAACCAACAAGAACAACGACAACGACAACGACAACGACAACGACAACAACGAUAACAACAAGGCGACGCCUCCGUCUCGUUGGAUUGUGGAUUCCAAUCCCACUUUGCCGAGUUCCAUCCAGGUUCGAAACGAAUAUGAAUCGUCAAACCAAAAAUAUCCUUUGUGCCAAAAGACGCUCAGUGAAGACAGAGCAAGAGCACUUCAGAAUCUAAUAGAAAAGCGAUAUCGUCACAAUAUUGCAAUAGACGACGGCUUGCCGGCAGCUUGCACGUUCGUCGUCGGGUCUGGUGAUUUUGACAUCGACACAAAAACAUACCAUGGAGGAUGUCCCAUUGGAUAUAAAGACUAUGAUGGAUCAUUUUAUAUCUACAAUCACUUGAGAUUGAUAGUACGUGUGAACUCGUACGGCCAUGUCGUUCACUUUGACAUCCAACCGAAAAGCAUCCGUGGCAAAGAAGAAUGGUGGGACCAAGUACCAGCACAAGUGCAUCAUCAUGGUCAGAAUCAUGGUCAGAAUCAUGGAGAAGAACUAGUCGCCAACGAAUUGUCAGAUUACAACUUGACGGUAGGCAAAACAAAAUCUGCCAGGACAACCGAGCCCGCAAAAGUGACUGCCAACGAAACUAUUUACUUUUCCUAUCAAGUCGAGAUGAUGACGAGUGACCUACGGUGGUCUCACCGAUGGAAUGUCUACUUGACAGAGAACCACCUCGUUCCACCUCAGGUGCAUAUAUACAGCAUUACCAACAGUUUGUUGAUGGUGGUGUUUCUAGGAGCCUUGAUGGUCAAUCUGUGGAUCAAACGACUCAACAUGACUGCCAAACUGUCACAUCACCAGCACCAGCCGUUGCUGCCGAAAUCAGCCGACGACGACGACGAAGAAGAAGGAGUCCAUUCGUCAACAGUUGUAGGAUUUUGCAGCUGCUGCAAAAAAAACAAAGCCGACGCACAAAAAUGGCGACUCUUACAUGGUGAUAUAUUUCGACCUACAUCGACCUAUCCCAUGCUGUUGGUGGUUCUGACGGGGACCGGGGCCCAAAUACUAUCAUCCAUAUUGGUGCUUUGUCCCCUAUGUAUUUUGGGAAUUGUAUCUCCAAUUUACAAGAGGACCUUGUUGGUUGGGGCUCUUGGCGCGUAUUCCUUGGUGGGAAGUUGGGUGGGAGGGUACGUGACAGCCCAGAGCUGUCAGGCCCUUCAAUUGUCGAAGGAUAAAGAAGCAAGGGCACGAGCAAGCUUCCUCACAUCGGCAUUGUUUCCUAGCCUAUUGAGUAUUGUACAUAUUGGGAUAAACUCUUGGUCCAUACGGAUGAAUAGUCCCUCAACUAGACCACUCUUUCCAGAUGUCCUAAUGGUGAUGUUGGCCAUGGGCGUCUUUGUGUACCAAUCCUACCGAGGUGCAGAGUAUGGAUUUGCCAAUCCAAUGACGCCAUUUCCUACUGCAACUUCCGACACGAUUCGGGACAUUCCUAUAGAACCCAACGUCUGGAAGCGUUGGUGGUUUCGAGUGCUUCCUUACGUUGGAAAUGCAUUGAUUUUGUUUGGCAUCUUUUAUGUGGAAAACUUUUUCCUGAUGAGGUACUUUUGGUAUGGACAAUUCUUUGAUGCCUACGGCUACCUGACAAUUGUCCUGGUAUUGAUGGUGACAUCGUCGGCUGCGAUCAGUGUGAUAUGGACCUACAUGCAGCUGAACCAGGAGAAUCACAGUAGUUGGUGGUGGACGUCGUUUGCUGGUGGUGCCAGCAGUGGCUUGUCCUUCUUGUGGUACUAUUGGAGUACGAUGCAUACCUUUACUGGUGGUGGUGAUGAAGGACAUAUCAUACCGGUAGGUGCUGCAGUCUACUACCACGUUGUGACUUCAUUGGUUGCAAUUGGCAUUGCACUGUCCUCUGGAUUUGUCAGUUUUGCAAGCUCUCUGUUUUUCAACCGAAGCCUCUAUGGAAGUUUGAGUGAUGGAGAAUAA